CUUUGGAUCAUGAGCUUUUUUCUUGAGAUGGAUGGAUGGAAGGCUCACUACUCACUUGAGUGUUUCCACGGCUUUCAUAGUCAACUAAAGUUAUUGGCUUUUCUGUCUUCUCAAUGAAGGAUGACGACUCCGAUUUCAUUCUCUUGAACGACAAAGCGCACUGGAAGAGAGCCCUGCUGCUGCCCACCUGCUGCCAUGUCACGUUUACAUCAUUUAACAGUUUGACCUUUUGAGGCUUCUCAAAAGGGAUCUCUUUGUUAGUUUGGGAGAACACCUUCUCUGCAGUUCUACCAAGAUUUUUAACACUUUCAGUGAAGUCAAAGCACCAUCGAUGGAACUAAUGAGUUGGACUAUUUUAAUGGAUUUGGCAGGCAUGACAACUUGCUAAUUAUUAUUGUCGUGGAACCAAUUUGAAGUUGGGGAUUUCAUGCAAAACACCUGAACUUUAUUAAGAUGCAUUUUCAUUUGAAUGUGCCAAAUGUGAUGGGCGCGCUGAGUCAUUUGAGAUUGUUCAGAUUUUUUUUCCUGGUGCUCCAGAGGAAAUUGCUCCCACAAACAGCACACAUCUCUUUUUUUCAUGACAGGAUCGGCGUGAUCUUGCAUUACGGUAGCAGAUUGUGCAGGUGCAGGUGGAGGGGCGGGCCUUCCAGGUCACAGCACAAGACUGUGCAUCUUUUUCAGGCCACCUGCAUGUCCUGAAGUAUGGGUGGGAGUGGAGCACUGCAUUAGCAAAGAGGGCGUUAAUGGAGCUGUGCGGUCCCAACAUGAGCAAGGGCGGAGGCUCCCUCUGCCAGGUGAAGCAGCUUCCCUGCCACGGCAUUUCCCUUUGCCGCCUCCAGGCCAGCGGGCAGCCCCUGCACAACCUCUCGCCUCACACCCACCCAUACCGGGUCAACCAGGUGGCCCCGGCCCUCCGGCGGCGGCCGAGCGGAGCUGCGGCCUCCCGCUGUGGCAGCAUGGAGUGCGAGCCCUCCAAAACGGGCCAGUUGGGCUCGUCUUCUCGGACAGUGCUGGUAACCGGAGGUGGAGGAUACUUCGGCUUCAGGCUGGGGAGGGCGCUGGCUGCUCAGGGGAUGUCUGUGAUCCUCCUGGACAUCAACAAACCUUCAUGGGAAAUCCCUGACGAAGCGCUCUUCUAUCAGAGCGACAUCCGGGAUUAUUCAUCACUCUACAACAUUUGUGAUGGGGUUGACUGUGUGUUCCAUUCGGCAUCUUACGGCAUGUCUGGCCCCGAACAGCUGAGGAAAGAGCAGGUGGAGUCCAUCAACGUGGGUGGGACCAAUAAUGUCAUAAAUGUGUGCAAAGAAAGGAGCAUCCCCCGGCUGGUAUACACCAGCACCACCAAUGCAGUAUUCGCAGGGGAGCCCAUCGAGGAUGGCGACGAGGCAUCCGUCCCCUGCGUGGCCCCCGCAGUGCACAUUGAUCACUACUCAAGGACGAAAGCUAUCGCGGAGCAGAUGGUCCUCUCCGCCAACGGAUGCUCUCUCAACGGCGGCGGUGUGAUGAGAACUUGUGUCCUGCGGCCUUGCGGCAUCUACGGCCCCGGAGAGCGCCGACACCUACACAGGGUGAUGGUGAACGUGGAGCGUCGCUUUUUCAGUUUCCGAUUCGGCGAUCGGCGGGCCAGGAUGAACUGGGUGCACGUGGACAACCUGGUGCUGGCCCACACGUUAGCCGCGGAGGCUCUCACCAUGAAGAAGAGCUGCGUCGCUAGUGGACAGGCCUAUUUCAUCAACGAUGGACUUUCAGUGAACCUCUUUGUGUGGUUAACACCUCUUUUUGAGAGAUUGGGCUACAGCCGGCCGUUGAUAAACCUGCCUGUUUCUCUUGUCUAUUCGGCAGCCAUCCUGGUGGAGUAUUUGCACAUAUUCUUGAGACCUGUGAUUGACGUGCCUCUCUUGUUCACCAGAAGUGAAGUGAGGAACAUAGCGGUAAGCCACACCUUCAAGAUAGACAAGGCCCGUAGAGAGCUUGGAUACUGUCCCAAAUCGUACAACCUGGCGGAUUGUGUGGAGCAGUACCUCAAAUCCCGCCAGGCUCACUCCGGUUCUGCCGGCGUCCACUGGACCCCCGGGCUGCACAGACCCCAUGUGGUACUGCUGUUGCUGAUGGUGGCUCUGGCCCCGCUGCUAGUCUUGUUGAGCUGCAUGCUGUGUAAGGAGCACGCUGGCUGACUAGUAACAUUGUACAAUCUGGAGACAGCCAUUGCUUGAAGGUCUUCUUUGGUCUUCUGGAUGCGGGUGAAAAUCUCCUUAAAGAGGACUUUGUACUCUGGCUCCUCAGACACCAGCGAGGGUU
This is a messenger RNA of Hippocampus comes (tiger tail seahorse), 2298 nucleotides long. It is a transcript of the gene sdr42e2, whose product is annotated as short chain dehydrogenase/reductase family 42E, member 2. Gene Ontology annotation, biological process: steroid biosynthetic process. The record is from RefSeq and is a predicted model, not a curated record. Gene Ontology annotation, molecular function: oxidoreductase activity, acting on the CH-OH group of donors, NAD or NADP as acceptor. Lineage: Eukaryota; Metazoa; Chordata; Actinopteri; Syngnathiformes; Syngnathidae. The transcript has 13 exons. Bases 744 to 2174 code for a protein of 476 amino acids.